AUGAACGGGGGUGCACCACAAGAUCAUAAUCUUGCUGGUCAAAGACCUCUACGGGAUUAUGUACUCCCUACUGUCACAGGGGUACACUCAAUCAUUCAUCCACCAGUAGUAGAGGCAAACAAUUUUGAGAUCAAGCCUGCUAUCUUGCAGAUGGUCCAAACUGCAGUUCAAUUUAGUGGCCUCCCCACUGAAGACCCCAAUAUGCACAUAGCCAAUUUCCUGGAGUUGUGUGCCACCUUCAAGAUGAACAGGGUGAGUGAUGAUGCCAUUAGAUUGCACUUGUUCCCAUUCUCACUACGGGAGCAAGCAAAAAGUUGGCUGAAUUCACUUGAGGCCAUUACUCUCACCACUUGGCAUGCUCUAGCUCAGAAGUUCUUAGCGAAGUUCUUUCCACCUGCCAAUGCUGCUAAACUGAGUGGGGAGAUCAAUAACUUCUCUCAACUUGAGGGAGAAUCUUUGUAUGAUGCUUGGGAGAGGUUCAAGGACUUGAUCAGAAAAUGUCCUCACCACGGUAUUGAGAAGUGGAUGUUGGUCCAUAACUUUUACAAUGGUUUGUGCGGUACCACUCGCACAAUCAUUGACGCAGCAGCAAGAGGAGUGUUUAUGAGCAAAAGUGCUAAUGAAGCUAAUGAAAUCUUAGAGGAAAUGGCCAAUAAUAAUUACCAAUGGACAAGUGAACGAUCAGGCAGUAAUAAAAAGGUUGUAGGGGUUCAUGAACUAGAUGCAAUCACAGCCUUAACUGCUCAAGUUGCAUCUGUAACUAAGCAGCUACAACAAAAUACCAAGUCUGCCCAAGUUGCGCAAACCCAAUUUAUGACUGAGACUAGAUCCUCCAUCAGAAAUUUGGAGAUGCAAGUGGGGCAGCUGACCAAUAUGUUGAAUGCUAGGCCUCAAGGGAAUUUUCCUAGUAAUACCGUGGUAAAUCCUAAGGAGCAGUUUCAAGCUAUCACUUUGAGGAGCGGGAAAGAAAUUGAGGGUCCUUCUCUAAAGGGGGCUCAAGAAAAGAAGGUAGAAGAAGAGGGGAGCUAUGAAAAAGUUGAGCCCCAAGUGGAGGAAAAGGUUACUGAAGGCCUUGCAACCAAAGAGAAGAUUCAAUCAGAAGUUGUUGAUUCUAAUGUCAAAAUCCCCUAUCCACAAUGA
Humulus lupulus (European hop) is the source of this 1140-nucleotide messenger RNA. RefSeq lists its product as uncharacterized. The transcript has 2 exons. Lineage: Eukaryota; Viridiplantae; Streptophyta; Magnoliopsida; Rosales; Cannabaceae. The record is from RefSeq and is a predicted model, not a curated record. The coding region runs from base 1 to 1140 and encodes 379 amino acids.